AUGAGCUCAAAUAAACCCAAGAUAUGCAUUUAUUACCUGAAGAACGCCUGCCAACGUGGCAGGAGCUGUGUUUACCUCCAUCAAAGACCUCCACUGAGCUACAGCAAUAUCAAGUCCUCCAAGUCGGGAUGCAAAUACUACCAGCUCGGCAAGUGUGCCUACGGGGACAAAUGCACACGAGGACACGAUCCUGGUCCCAGCACGAAGACCAGCACUCAAACAAGCGAUAAACGAAAUGGAUCUUCCAGUUCUCGAGGCCAUUCCCCGAUGGGUGCUGGAAGCAGUGGCAGUCAACGUGGUCAGUCCGAUGCGGAAUCUCAGCACGAAAAACAACAGAACGGAGGUUUGGGCGAUCAAGACACCGAUCCCUGGCAGUCUCCCGGAAUGCCAGAAGAUCCCUCCUUUGAUCAGCAGCAGGAGAGCUCAGCCAAAGCAUCUUGCAUUUUCUACACGCAAGGGGCGUGCCUUGCAGGGGAUACGUGUGAGUUUAAACAUGAAGACCCUCAAGCGCCGGCGUCUCCUCAGUGUCAAGGGAAUGCUGCACCAGACGAGCAUGUAGUCGCCGCGAUGAAGAGAUCGGUCUGCAGGCAUUAUCUGAAAGGAAACUGCACCAGUGGUUUGCAGUGCAGGUACAAGCACACCGUCUUGGAAUACAAGGAAUCAACGGAACCUUCCGUGUCGAAUUCCAACCUAGAGUCUUCCUCUUUUUCGAAUCCUUUUGAUCGGUCUGCGUCUGGUGGGCCUGACGCAGAUGAGGAAGGCAUUGGGCAAUCGUACGAAAACAACAACGGCGAACAAGAAGAAGAGGCCGAGCAACCUCAUCAUUCUGAACGAGAUAUCACGGAAAGUCUCGAGUACGCCGCUUCAGAUCCCCCAGACGAGGAAAUCGAUGAAGACGAACAAGAAAUUUUUGUUGAAGAAGCAGAGGUGCAACGUAAACCUGAUGAAUAUAGCGAUGAAAGCCAAUCUGAUGAGGAGGAUCACUACAAUUCUAGGAAGGAUUCUUUGCAUAGUCCACGACAAGGCUGGAGCCUUCACGACUCGGCGACAGCAUCUCAAGGAAUUUCAGGAGCACCUCAGAGGUUAAGUGGAUCCAACGACCACAACACAAACGGCCAGCCAUCAGUACCAUCACCUCCAAUUGCCAACACAUCGCCUAUGAUGCAGCCAACGAUCCAACCAUCACUACCUCAAUAUCCGCACGUCUCCGAAGUAAAGCUACAUUGGAGUCAAUUCGCUGAUCCGCUCGCCAAUCCAAACACCCCUUUCUGCAAGCUCCAUGCUCAAGGACGAUGUUUGCUGGACGAAGCCUGUCGUUUCCGUCAUUCACUUACGGUCGCGGAAUACAGCUCUCUCUUCCACGACCUCCAGCCGAACUUAUGGACCCUACAGCGUGUGGCAAGUUCAUCACAGAUGCAACAGGAAUGGCAGCAAAUUCCUCCAAUAGCACCGCCAUCCGUUCCAGUCCACCAAGCAGUUGACAUUCAGAGCCCACAACCACCCCUUUCUACCCAGCCAACAGCCCAAGCGAACCUUUCUACAUCUACAUUUGGUCAAGAGUGCAAAUUCUACCCUAUUGGAAAAUGUCGCAAUGGAGAUUUGUGCCCAUAUAAACAUACUCAACACCCUCCGACUGAGCUACAGGAGACAACAGCCAAUGGUUCUGACGACUGGAAUUUCGGUGCUCAUCGACCGACUUCAAACCUCCCUUGUAAAUUCUUCGCUCGGCGCGGGGUUUGCGACAGAGGAGACACGUGCAGGUACCGACAUGGUGAUGGUGGAUAUCCUUCCUCCAGGCCUUCUGGGCCUCAGUCUUCUCCAAGUUCAGGAGAGGACGAAGCCAAUGGUUGGACUUCCAACUGGGAAAGUAAACAUGAUGACAAGGAGCACGGCCAAGAUGACAAUGGUGGAAACGAGUGGACGGCACAACCGGAUGAAAGCGGUUGGGGUGAGACCCCAACAUGGGGGCAAACCAACUCUACCUCUCGCCCCCGGCCGACGAAACCUUGUUUCGAUUUUACGAAAGGACGGUGUCGACGAGAAAAUGCUUGCAGAUUCUCGCAUGACAUGGAACCCAGGAAUGGAGACCAGAAGAACUCCUGGGCCUCCGGAGGCGAUAGUUGGCCGCCUCAGGACGAUGCAUCGGGGUCUGAUCCAUGGGGCCAGCAGGGUGCUGGAGGCGCCCAGCAACAAGAUGCAAACGAUGAUAAUGGUUGGUCCCAAUCAUGGGAGCAAGAGCCAUCCCCGCAAGCAGUUCCUAUGAAGAGCAACAUUCCAUGUAAAUUCUUCGGCCAGGGGUAUUGUCGAGAAGGAGAUAAUUGCGCGAUGAAGCACAUCAAGGAUAGUAUCGCUACUGUGGGGCAUGACGAAAAGGACUCCGAAUCACCGCCCACGGCUCCUGCUGCCAUUGAGAAUGACGAGAGGAACGACACAUACGUGAACGAACCAGUGGGCGAGGAUGAAACAGCGGAGCCCACUCAUCAAGAAGAGGAGCCCGAGCCUGAAGAAGAGCCCCGACCUGAAUCUGAGUCUGAGUCUGACCCGGAGCUUGAGCUGGACCCAAUCGUUUUUGAACACCAGGAUUUCGAUAAAUUCAUCCUCAACUCAUUAGUACGGUUUGGAUCUGAUUCUACCCCAACUUCGGUGACGACAGCUGCUGAAUCGUGUAAACUCGUCCUCGCCAACCUUCCCCCCGAAGUCAUACCUCACGACAUCAACGUCUUGCUGACACCCUACGGGGAAGUCAGAAACUGUCGUAGUUUGGACGAGACCGCAGAUUCCGCUACAAUUGAAGUUGAACUGGACACACCCGACCAGGCGAUGGAAGCGUUCAGAAAAUUGCAUGGGUCCGACUAUGAAUCUCGGGAAAUUGAGGCGUCAAUGAAGACUAGGAUCACGUUGACGAUGAGGUCGCCGAACGAUGGAACUUGCCUCAAGGUUUCCUGGCCGAAGGCGACGGCCUCUGCCUGGAGUCAUUACCCAAACAUCAGGAAAGCAAAAUCGGAAGCCACACGCCUCGACGGCGCGAUUCUCGGCGGUCAACAAAUCAAAGCCACCUUUGUAACUCCAAAUAAACGCCAGAGAGACUCAUUCGCGAUCGACCUACGCAAUUUGCCUGCGACUGUCACCAAGGCUGAAGUCGAAGGCCUUUGUAUUGGGAGCACCCUUGUGACCUUGAACCAGCCCUCUUAUUCCGAUGAUCCUGUGGAGAGAAUCCGGGAUGCACUGUCCCACUUUGGAGAGGUGGACUUUGAUGUUGUCCCUUCUCCAGAGAAUCAGGUCACGUCCAACACCUUGACCGCUUUUGCGACAUUCAAGAGUCAGACGAUGGCCAUUGAGGCGCGGGAAGCCUUAGACUCUAAACACCAGGAAUAUCUUGGGAAGCAACCGCUCUCUGUCCGGUCUGUUCAUUAUUGCCGCUACAAGAUUUCACGGACGCUUUUCACCACCUUGCAGAAGGAGGUUGAUCGUCUGGCAGACAAAGGGGGAAAGGAAUGUGUUAUACAAUACAACGACUACCGCGAUGGGAACCAGAUCCGCGUCCAUUCAGUGCCAGAUAAGCAGGCAACCUUCGCGGAUAUUAACGGCGAGUUGGCGUCUCUUGUUCGAGGACAGGUCCUUGAAUCAGACGAAGGGUAUGUGUGGAGCACCUACUUUGAAACCUCGAGUAGCGCGAAGGCAUUGAAACAGCUUCCCACCGACGCCCUCAUCCACUGCGACCAGCGUGCGAAAUGUGUCAGGAUCUUUGGAUCGAAGGCUGACCAGGUCAAAGCAAAGUCUCUCAUGUUCAAGCUCCUAUCGAAAGUGCACGCCCAACAGCACGAGUUGGAUGUUCCUCGGCCGCAGUUGCAUUUGCUGCUUAAUGGCCUCUUCGACUCUCUCCAGACGGAGAUGGGAUCCCCGAAACUAGAUCUCGAUGUCAUUUCUUCCAAAGUCAUUGUUCGAGGAACACAAGAAGACAUCUCGAAAGUGAAGGCCGCCGUCGAUUCUUUGGAUGAUACGCCUGUGCAACAAUUCAGACGCGGGCACUGUCAGAUAUGUCAUCAACCACCAAUGGAUCCUGUCUUACUCUCCUGUCGUCACGCGUAUUGCAAGGCCUGCAUGAAGAAAGCCGUCGAAUACGCUGGACACGCGCCCCUUCAGUGCAUCUCACAGAAACACAAUGCCGACGGUGAAGUUGUGCAGUGCGCCGCAUACGUCCCAUAUGCUGUCAUUCACGACAUAUUCAUUCCGGCCGAAGAGAAGGCAUUCCUACAAUCAUCGUUCUAUGCGUACGUGCGUUCAAGGCCGGGUGAUCUCUUCUUCUGCCCGUCUCUGGACUGCAUGGCCGUUUACCGAACAGGAGAACCUGGGUUGAACCUGAGGUGUUCUUUCUGCAUUUCGGAAAUAUGCACUUACUGCAAAUCCCAUGCUCAUAUUGGCUUGACGUGCAUUGAAAUGAAGAGAAGGUAG
Cyclocybe aegerita is the source of this 4452-nucleotide messenger RNA. NCBI's taxonomy places the organism in Eukaryota, Fungi, Basidiomycota, Agaricomycetes, Agaricales, Hemipholiotaceae. The record is from the annotation of a GenBank genome assembly.